GCAAUCCGGAAAUGUUGUUUCUUCUGCGUGACAGGCAUGCAGCAUGCACUGAUGAGUAAACAUUAAAGCAGUUUAAUUCAUUCAGGACGAAAGCCAAAGACUUCGGUGAGAGAUGUCAUUCUCGUUGGUUUGCGCUCCUUUCCGGUGCUUCGAUUUUGUAAUAUAGGUUGAUUUGUGUGAGCGAUUAAUGGCUAACAUGCUAAGGAUGCUCGGUGGGGAACCCUUUCAACGGACGCCAAUUUUGCAUUUGAAUCAAAGGGGACGUAUAUAACUACCAGUCCGCUAUGGAAAAUAACGAAUGUAAAUCCGCGGACGGCGUUUUCGUCUUCUUUGUAGCUGGCUAUUCAUAGUGCCUCGUGUGAGCGUGACUAUUGAUCCCAAACGUGAUGACGCCACUGGUUCGUUCGGCAAAGUCGUGUUAAGAGUAGCAGAGCGCGUCCUGUCAUGAAUAAAGGUGACUACCAGCAAAUUGACCCGAGGACACCUGGGACUCCCACGCCCACCUCGUCGGGUCACCCCCCCCAACCCCGACCCCAUUCCCAACCUCAACCCCAGAACCACGGGGAGAACUUCGGCAGCGAACCCCUCAGAAAACCUCGGAGGAGGUGGGAGGUCUUACCUGGAAAUAACCGCUUCUUCUGCGAUGGACGUCUCAUAACGGCCAGUCAGAGCGGUAUGCUGCCCCUAACCCUGGGCCUCAUCCUUGUCACCAGUGGAUUAUUCUUCAUAUUCGACUGUCCUUUCCUGGUCAAACACCUGACAUGCUACAUACCCGCCGUGGGAGGAGUCCUCUUUGUAUUUGUGCUGGUCACGCUGCUUCAGACCACCUUUUCAGACCCCGGCAUCCUGCCUCGAGCGACGACGGACGAGGCGAUUGACAUCGAGAAGCAGAUCGACAACACCGGCAGCUCUAGCUACCGACCCCCGCCGCGCACGAAGGAGGUGCUCAUCAACCAGCAGGUGGUCAAGCUCAAGUACUGCUUUACCUGCAAGAUGUUCCGUCCUCCGCGCACUUCCCACUGCGGCCUGUGCGACAACUGCGUGGAAAGAUUUGAUCAUCACUGCCCUUGGGUGGGCAACUGCGUGGGCAAACGCAACUACCGUUUCUUCUAUGCCUUCAUCGUGUCACUCUCUUUUCUGACGGCGUUCAUCUUUGGGUGUGUGGCUAUACAUCUGGCAAUGCGGACUCAAGAUGAGAAAAGCCUGGUUCUGGUCCUCCAAGAGAGUCCUGGCAGCGCCGUGGAGCUGGUGAUUUGUUUCUUCUCAGUCUGGUGCAUCUUGGGUCUCUCAGGCUUCCAUACGUACCUCAUCGCAACCAACCUUACCACAAAUGAAGACAUUAAAGGUACUUGGUCAGGGAAGAGCGGUGCACAGGACCACACUAACCCCUACAGUCACAGAAACCUGUUCAUCAACUGUUGCUCUGUACUCUGCGGACCCAUGCCACCCAGUUUGAUCAACAGACGAGGCCUCCUCCCCCCAAAUGAACACCUUCAGGCAGAUGCAGACAUCGAACUGCCUGCCACAGCCGACUCAAGCCGGAUAAAUGUGCCCAAGCAUGAAACCAAAGGUCUGCCGGAGUCCAGCAUUCACACACCUGUGCUGUCUACUCAGUGUCCUCAGGGGAAGUCACAGUUGGCCAGAGGACCGGCGGCGAAUGCUGAGCCCACGUCGGACAUCUCCUCAAACUGGGAAGCGCACCGGAGCGCCGGUCCACCGCCUAGCGAUGCUGCUCAUGUGCUCCCUGCCGAGACAAAAGCCAAGAAAACAAAAAAGCGCAUGGCCAAAGUUGCCUCUGAUGUCCAGGCUUCACGCCACGGCCAGAAGGAGGAGCCAUAAAAGUGCCGGUUCCUUACCCCUUUCACCCCGAUGGCACUUAUUUUAUAUAUUUUGAUCAACCUUUUCAGGGAAAGUUUGGGAAAGAAUUUGUUAUUGUAGAUUUACCAUUUUUAUUGGUGAAAUGAUGCACUAAAAACUUGGAUCCAUGUGCUGAUUCUUUUCUAGAUCUGUUCGGACUGUUGAAACUGGAUAAAGGUUUGAUUUGUGUCAAUGUUAAACACCAAUACGCAUCUUGUUUUGCCCUCAUAUUGAGCUUGUAUCCAUUAAUAUAGUGUAGUUGUCCACUGGAAUCAUGUUUACUCUCAAUGAAGACGACCUAAUCUCUCUUUUUGGCCAA
Molecule: messenger RNA, 2176 nt
Organism: Hippocampus comes (tiger tail seahorse)
Lineage: Eukaryota; Metazoa; Chordata; Actinopteri; Syngnathiformes; Syngnathidae
Product: palmitoyltransferase ZDHHC18-like
Exons: 9
Coding region: 445-1839 (464 amino acids)
Biological process (GO): protein targeting to membrane; peptidyl-L-cysteine S-palmitoylation
Cellular component (GO): Golgi apparatus; endoplasmic reticulum
Molecular function (GO): protein-cysteine S-palmitoyltransferase activity
Source: RefSeq, a predicted model, not a curated record